Molecule: messenger RNA, 1320 nt
Organism: Exserohilum turcica Et28A
Lineage: Eukaryota; Fungi; Ascomycota; Dothideomycetes; Pleosporales; Pleosporaceae
Exons: 2
Coding region: 1-1320 (439 amino acids)
Molecular function (GO): protein binding
Source: RefSeq, a predicted model, not a curated record
AUGUUACUUCUUGAUCUUCCAACGGAGCUUUUACUCUCAGUUCUAGAAUACGUCAAUGUGUGGGAAUGGAAGCAGGUUAGGCAGACCUGCAGAAGCCUAAGCAAGCUUGCAACGCCUCUUCUUUUCCAGGAGAUUAACUUUAAGCUCUGCGAGCACGGCUGCGAGUCCUUGUAUAACAUCUCCCAGAACUAUAUGCUCAACCGUUUUGUCAAGACCAUCGCGCUCCGCAGAAUUCGUGGAUACCGGAAGUUUGCGGACUUCAACGCCUGGGUGGAGUGCAUACACCAGCCAGGCACUCCAGAUCACAUCCCAUGGAAGACUUGUCAUACAACUUACUACGAGAAUGAAGAACUACGUAGUCAGCUCAUGCCAUACGAAGAGUGGGCUAGAUUGUCCAAGGAAGAGAAAAGUGUGCUCUACGAAGCGUACAACGCAGACCGCGAGCUGCAAAACAAAGACGCUUGGUCUAUCGCAAACGCAGAAGCAGGGAAUGUUUCUGUUACUCAAUUUGCCAAGGCCCUCCAAACACUGCCGAAUUUAAGUGCCCUUGAGCAUGAACCUAGAUUUCUUGACACUGACGCAUGGGCUCUUCAAUGGCGAGAUGUUUAUUUCCACCCCGACUAUAUUAUUGGGUUUACAGAUAACGAUGAAGACGAAGACAUCGAUGCCCUACAAUUGUCAGUCGUGCUCGAAAGGCUCGCAUACUUCAGAGGAAAAGGCCAGAGGCUACAGAAGAUGAGCAUGUAUAUUGGCGGCCCUGCCUUCGCAACACCAGCGCGCUUGAAACUUCUAAGGCUCAGCGGCAGUCAUAAGAUUACACGUCUCUGUCGAUCCAUUCAUGCGACUUCGCCAGAAGCAGACGCAGACGCCCGUACUGGCCUUGUAGAAUCUGACGAGAUUAAGCUGCUCUAUAGGCGGCUGCAAGCGAUGGCGUGCGCGUUCUCUGAUCUGACUUGUCUUGAUUUCUGUGUGUCUGAUAAUGACGAAAUGACAGGCUGCAUGGAGAGCGCAGCGAAGCUCGUCCUUUACUUUCUCAUUAGUGCUACCAAACUCCAACAACUGAGCCUAGCAUUCGGAAGACUUGUUGAUGGCUAUCUUCGUCCAACGUAUGGGAGCCAAGAGAGUGAACAGGCACGAGGCUCCAUAAUGCUACUUUCACAUCUUAGUCUUCACUCGCGUUGGAAUCAGAUCUGCAACGUUGAACUAGAGAUAGCGACCGAUCGGAAGACAUUGAUGGGUUUUCUGCUUGCGCACAAGGAUACGCUUCGCUGUCUCACACUUGUACGCACGUCUCUUAAAUUGGGCAAUGCCUUUGCCUAG